Oppia nitens is the source of this 625-nucleotide messenger RNA. RefSeq names its product Golgi-associated plant pathogenesis-related protein 1-like. Gene Ontology annotation, cellular component: extracellular region. NCBI's taxonomy places the organism in Eukaryota, Metazoa, Arthropoda, Arachnida, Sarcoptiformes, Oppiidae. The transcript has 4 exons. The record is from RefSeq and is a predicted model, not a curated record. Bases 40 to 585 code for a protein of 181 amino acids.
AAUUUGUAUAAACAAAAAAUAUAUUAUUAAAGUAUAAAUAUGUUUAAAUUAAUUGUAGUUGUUAUGCUAUUUGUGGCAGUUUGUUACGCUCGCAAUGCAAUGCCCGACAAAACUGAUAAUCAAUUUCAACAGGAAUGCCUACAAAUCAGUAACGCCUAUCGGGCCAGACAUCACUCGCCUGGUCUAACCAGUGAUCAAUCACUAAUAGAUUAUGCCAAAUCCCGGUGCUAUUUGAUAUCCCAAUAUGAGAGCCUCAGUCACGGUCACGCAGGUCUAGCAAAAGGUACGGGCGAAAAUCUGGCCUGGUCUGGCAAUUCGGCCAAUGUAGUGGGGUCGGGUAGACAAGCAAUCGAUAUGUGGUACAAUGAAGUUAAAGAUUACAACUAUGACACUACCGGCUUCUCAGGUAGAACCGGACACUUUACACAGUUAGUAUGGAAAGGUACUUCACGGGUAGGCUGUGCCCGAUGCUAUGGCCGGGGCUCGCAAUGGUACGAAACAUAUACUGUCUGUAACUAUAGACCCGCUGGCAAUAUGAUGGGCGAUAAUAAUCGUUAUUUUAGAGAAAAUGUUUUGAGACCAUAAUUUUUUUGUCUAAAUUAUUAAUUUUCAAUAAAUAAAAUGC